AUGAAGCCCACUCAGCUUCUCAUGGCUCUUGCUACCAUUGCCUAUGCGGCCCCCACCGUAGAGCAGACAAUGGCCCCCACUCUCGCUGAACUCGACACGCAUUCCCAACCGCAUAUCAAGCGCUGCGGCAAGAAGGGCCCACCGCCGUACUAUGGAGAACACCCAUAUCCCAACCAAACUUAUAACCAGCUCACCGACGGGACGCCCUGCCGCAAUGUCACCCUGAUCUACGCGAGAGGAAUGGGGGGAAAGGGAAACGUAGGAGAAGUAAAUGGUGUCGGUCCUAUCAUAUUCAAUAGACUUGCCACGAUUAUUGGCGGCCCAGAGAACUUGGCCAUUGCAGGUGUGAAGUACAAGGCGAAUAUGAAGACCGUUAUUCAGAAAGGCCCUAGAGAGGGCGGUCGGGCCAUGACUGAGCUUAUCAAUCGGGCCGCAACCCAAUGUCCCGGUACCAAGAUUGUUCUCGUCGGUCACAGCGUCGGCGGUGCGUUGGUGCAUCAAAGUGCUGAGAACAUAACUACUGAGGUGACGGCGCGCAUCGCCGCUGCUGUUACCUUGGGAUAUAAGAAGAGAGAUCGGAUUGGGAAAAUACCCAAGUCGCGUAUUCUCGUUGUCUGCAGAAAAGGCGAUUCUUUCUGUAGUAAGACGGUCCCGUGGGAGCCCUUUGUCUACGGGUGUCCGAUUUGGUUCUACAAGAUAGUGAAAACCCACCAGAAUUACGAAAAGAAUGCCAAUGCUACGGCCGAUUGGAUUGCCGGUCGGCUGAAUGGUAACGUAUCUAGAUAG
Messenger RNA from Fusarium verticillioides 7600, 786 nucleotides. RefSeq lists its product as hypothetical. The transcript has 3 exons. Gene Ontology annotation, biological process: carbohydrate catabolic process. Lineage: Eukaryota; Fungi; Ascomycota; Sordariomycetes; Hypocreales; Nectriaceae. The coding region runs from base 1 to 786 and encodes 261 amino acids. The record is from RefSeq and is a predicted model, not a curated record. Gene Ontology annotation, molecular function: cutinase activity. Gene Ontology annotation, cellular component: extracellular region.